Lates calcarifer (barramundi perch) is the source of this 2383-nucleotide messenger RNA. RefSeq names its product pyridoxamine 5'-phosphate oxidase (gene pnpo). Bases 16 to 882 code for a protein of 288 amino acids. The transcript has 7 exons. Lineage: Eukaryota; Metazoa; Chordata; Actinopteri; Centropomidae. Gene Ontology annotation, biological process: pyridoxine biosynthetic process; pyridoxal 5'-phosphate biosynthetic process. The record is from RefSeq and is a predicted model, not a curated record. Gene Ontology annotation, molecular function: pyridoxamine phosphate oxidase activity; FMN binding.
UUUACGUAAAGGAGGAUGCGUGGUUACGUGAGCGUCAGGCUGACAAACAUGAGGCGCAUACUCAGUACGAGUAUAUUGAGUUAUAUCAGUUUAUUAGAGAGAAAUCUUCCCUCUCGUGCCUCUCUGACACUGGGUCAACAAAGCGUUUUUGCACAGCGUUUCUGUAGGAAAGUAACGACUGACAGCUCUAGCAUGGACCUGAGUGACAUGAGGAAGAAAUACAAAGGAGAUGAGGAGUGCUUUGAAGAGAGUCAACUUGUGUCACUGGACCCAAUCAAGCAGUUUGGAAACUGGUUUGAUGAAGCCACAAAGUGCCCUGAAAUCGGAGAGGCCAAUGCUAUGUGCAUCGCCACUGCCACAAAGGACGGACGCCCAUCUGCUCGUAUGGUCCUCCUGAAAGGUUACAGCGACGAAGGUUUCCGUUUCUUCACAAACUACGAGAGCAGAAAGGGCUCUGAGCUGGAGAGCAAUCCAUACGCAUGUCUGGUCUUCUACUGGGAACCUCUAAACAGACAGAUUCGCAUUGAGGGUGCUGUGGAGCGGAUCCCUUUCCAGAGCUCCUGUGAUUAUUUCCACUCUCGACCAAAGAGCAGCCAGAUCGGGGCUGUUGUGAGUCGACAGAGCACUCCUGUUCCCAACAGAGAUUAUCUAAGGCAGAAGAAUGCCGAGCUGGAGGAGAAGUAUAAGGACACGCAGGUGCCUAUGCCUGACUACUGGGGCGGCUACAUCGUCAAGCCUUAUUUGAUCGAGUUCUGGCAGGGCCAGACCAACAGACUUCACGACCGCAUCGUCUUCACCAAACCGAAGGACGGAGAGUCCGAGCUGGGAGAGUUUCAGCACGCUGCAGAGGGAGGCUGGGUGUACCAGCGACUGUCUCCAUGAGAAGCACCUGUCAUAUACAGGAAGGCACUGAAACUUCAUCUAGAGUACGACUUUAUCAUUGAUGAAAAAAAAGAAUCACCAUCUUUACCUCACUUGAAGUAACAGUUCAUCUGUACAAUAGGUACUGAUGGAAACCAUUGAUGUUGAUUAAAUAGGUGCUGCUGUGUGUAGGAUUUAUCAACAAGCCAAACGUCAUUGUGUCGUCUUUGAACCUAACCGUGAGAUGUCAGUACAUAUUUCCAGUGAAGAGAGGUGUGACGCAACCUGACUACAACUUAACACUUUCACUGCAUUAUGAAAUGAAACAGGAAGUGCACUGACUGAUUCAGGAGAGCAAACUCCAGCUGGUUUUGUUAAAUAAUGAUUGACAGUUAUGUUGUUAUUUACCAGGGUUGAUGUCAACCUUUAGUACCAGGAAACUGUCUUAAUUCUCUAAAAGCACAAUCUGUACCACUGACUCGCCACCUAUCACCAUCAUGUCCUCUGUUUAUGUAACUUUAUUUGGUUCAUUUUCAGUAUUGAAAUAAUUGGUAACACUUUAUAUUAUUAAUAAUCCCCAGGAAAGUUUAAUAGAAAUACAGUUUGUAAUUUUGUGCUAUUUAUAGGAAAACAAAGAGUUUAUAAGCAGUGUCUUUGAAAGAAAUAAUCUAUUUCAACCAAUUACUUACACUCAGGGGCCACUUUGUUAGGUUACCUUUAAUUCAAUCCAAUGCAGUUCUGCUAUACAGUCUACUUUUAUAAUGCUUAAAGUUUUUUGACAUCAUCAUGAAGGUGUUAAUUCUGUUAUAUGUUUUAGCUUUGAGGUCAGGUGUUUCUAAUAUUCUGCCCCUCUCGUGCUGUAUGUAAAUAGGGAGGACAAAAUUAGGGAAACACAUUUCUGACAGUGUUGUCAAAAACCCAAACAUUAUAAAUUUCAUAAAGGUAGAAUUUAAUAAAAUGGCCCCUGAGUGUAUUCAUCCUUGAAAUUCUGUAUUCUACAUGUUUGUUAAGUUGUAUGUUUGUAGACAAAAACUCACAUUUUUGCAUGUUCAACUAACCUGCUGAACACUUUACUAAAGAUUUUAUUAGGCUAUAUUAGCAAUUAAUCAGAAGUGAAAUGACACUGUCUCAUUUUCCUUUUAAUUUGUACCAAAUGUUAUUGUCAUUUGCAGGAAUCUUCCUAUGAAUUUACAGUUACACGUUGGUUUCUUUCCAGGAAAUUAAAGGAAAAGAAGGGAUCCAUAAAAUAAGCUGUUACCAAAUAAUUCAUGUAGCCUUCACAGCUGACGUAAAUUAAUCAUGAACUGAUUGUAACAGCCUAAUUGAUCCAACUGCCUUUUAAUAAUGAGAUUAAAAGAGCUGAUGAUGUUAUUUGUGCCAAUUACCAUGUGUGUUACGUAAAGUAUGUCUUGUACUACGUGAGAAUGAGAUUGUUGUUUAUUGUUUACUGAUGAAGAAAAUGUUUUAGUUUUUUGACUUGAAUUAACUGUGGAAUAUAGCCAGUAAUAAAAGUUUAAUUAAG